This is a messenger RNA of Sinocyclocheilus grahami, 3559 nucleotides long. Its product is annotated as AP-4 complex subunit epsilon-1-like. The record is from RefSeq and is a predicted model, not a curated record. Gene Ontology annotation, biological process: vesicle-mediated transport; intracellular protein transport. Gene Ontology annotation, cellular component: membrane coat; AP-4 adaptor complex. Lineage: Eukaryota; Metazoa; Chordata; Actinopteri; Cypriniformes; Cyprinidae.
UUGUUUUCAUUCUGUGUGUUUUGACUGAAGUGUGGGUGUUGUGCAGGUAUCUGUCCUGCUGUAGUGCCCUCGUCUGUAUGCAGGGUCUCGGCUGUGUCUCAUAAUCUGCUCGUCUGUGUUGUCGUGCUGAAAUGAGUGAUGUUGUGGAGAAAACUCUCACUGCUCUGCCGGGUUUAUUUGAUUCUCAAACUGGAGCUGUUAAAAUCACCAACAGAUUAAGACAACUCAUCAAGAGCAUCACAGAACUGACAUCUAAACAUGAGGAGGAGAUCCUCAUCAAACAGGAGCUGUCUGCCGUGAAAGAGCAGGUUUCAUCUCCCAACACCACCAUGAAGCAGAUGAGAGAGAUCAUGGUGCGAGCCAUGUACUGUGAGAUGCUGGGCUACGACGCCUCCUUCACCUACAUUCACGCCAUCAAACUGGCCCAGCAGGGCGGUGUACUGGAGAAGAGAGUGGGUUACCUUGCGGUGUCUCUUUUCCUUAAUGAAGGCCAUGAAUUGUUGUUGUUGCUGGUAAACACAGUAUUAAAAGAUCUUCAGAGCACUAACCUCAUUGAAGCGUGCAUGGCGUUGACUGUAGUAGCUCAGGUGUUUCCCAAAGACAUGAUACCUGCUGUCCUUCCUCUGGUGGAAGACAAGCUGUCGCAUCCAAAGGAGAUCAUUCGGAGGAAAGCCGUCCUGGCGUUGUAUAAGUUUUAUCUUAUUGCUCCUAAUCAAGUCCAGCACAUUCAUAGCAAGUUUUGAAAAGCUCUGUGUGACAAAGAUCCGGGUGUCAAGUCAUCAUCCUUACAUAUUUACCUACAGCUGAUGACGGAGAGUCCAGACGGCUAUAAGGACCUGACGGGUAGUUUCGUCACUAUCCUGAAGCAGGUGCUGGGUGGGAAACUCCCGGUGGACUUUAACUACCGCAAUGUUCCUGCGCCGUGGCUGCAGCUCCAGCUGCUCAGGAUCCUCUCGCUGCUCGGGAAAGAGGACCAAAGCACCAGUGAGCUGAUGUAUGAAGUUCUGGAUGAGUCUCUGCGCAGAGCGGAAAUGAACCACAACAUAAUUUACGCAAUCCUGUAUGAGUGUGUGAAGGCCGUCUACACCAUCCACCCCAAAGCUGAGCUGCUGGAAAAAGCCGCGAGAUGCAUUGGGAAUUUUGUUCUGUCUCCGAAGAUCAACCUCAAAUAUCUUGGUUUGAAAGCCUUGACGUAUGUCGUCCAGCAUGAUGCUAAACUCGCCCUGCAGCAUCAGAUGACCAUCAUUGAGUGUUUGGACCACACAGAUUUCACUAUUAAAAGAGAGACUCUUGAAUUGCUGUUCAGGAUCACAAAUGCUCAGAAUGUGACCGUGAUCGUUGAGAAGAUGCUGGACUUCCUGCACGGUUGCAACGACGAGCACACCAUCAUCCAUCUGGUUGGAAAAGUCGCAGAGCUUGCUGAAAAGUUUGCUCCAGAUAACUCGUGGUUCAUUCAGACAAUGAAUGAUGUUUUUUCCACGGGUGGAGAUUUGCUGCAACAGGACGUCCCAAACAACUUCCUGCGACUGCUGGCGGAGGGCUCAGAGUCUAAAGAGGAAGAUGAUCAGUUACGGCUUUAUGCUGUCGACUCGUAUCUGACUGUGCUGAAGGGAGACGCUUCUCAUCUGCCCCAGCGCUUCUUACAGCUCAUGAGCUGGGUGCUUGGAGAAUACGCUCACCUCCAAGAGUCUGUGGACCAGCGCGAGGUCAUCCGGCUCCUGACGCAGCUGCUGGAUCAGAGAAGCGUGAGCUCAGAGACACGGGUCUGGAUUCUUUCUGCGCUGACCAAGAUCUCUGAGGGCCAGCCAGACUUGAUUCUGGACCUGGCUGAGGGUCUUUCGUCCUCCCAGGACACGGUGCUCCGUCAGCAGGCCCAGGAGCUGCGUCAGCUCAGCCAGGACUCACAGCUCUAUGAGUGGGUCCUGCCCCGUGGAGCCCCCUGGGACGGCAUGGAGCGUCUCUUACAUGAGCGCCGUGUUUUUAAUACGCUGUGCCAAGUUUCAAAUUUCAACUAUUACAUGCAGCGCUGCUCAUCAAUGUCAGUUCCAAAACAGUGGACCAAUCAGAAGACCCUGGAGGCGGGGCAAGCCUUGCUAGCUUCUGUUUACAAUAGCAGCUCCAGCACUCUGAUUCUUGAGGGUGUAAAGAGAGUUUGGGGGAAAGAUGGGUAUCUUCAACAAAAAGAAACAACAGCACCUCCGGUGGAUGAACCCAGUGCUGCAGUUCAGCCCUCCGGCCAACAGGAGGCAGCAGAGAGAUUAGAGCCACAGCUGGAGCCCUCGACACAAAACCAGGACAAACAGCAGCUGGCUUCCUCUCUGUUUGUUGGUUUGGGAGCCGGGAGCGCCAUGUCUCUGCUGGGAAAAUCUGAAGCCCCGCCCCCUCGCUUCAGAAAAAAGCCCCGCGCAUACGAAUCAUCAUCAUCAUCGUCAUCAGGUACCAGCGAGAGGUCUUCCGACUCCUCCUCUCGCUCCUCGCGUAGCACGACCGACAGCUUCCUGUACGGCAGUUUGCUGGAGGAGGAGCCAGCCACAUCCAUAUCUGCUUUUGGCCACACCCCCAAAUCCUCUACAGCCAAUGGUCCGGCUCAAAACAAAGAUACUAAAGAAGACAGACGCGCAAAAACCUCUCACAUACUGGGUGGCGAUAUGGUUAUAGUGCGGCCCAACACGAUCCAGGAUAAACAUCCUCCACCCGGGUCUUCAGAUCUGACCACACUGUUACCCGCUGACCUCAAAGACCUACCUCACUCUGAUGUCUCCAGCCUGACCUCUGACCCCAGCCUGUCUCUGUCCUCCUGCCGCCUGUUCAGAGAUGAAGCUUUGCUGCUUAUGAUCUUUAUAUCCAACUGCACGGAAACUGUAAUAAAAGAUGUUGCAGUGCAGCUGACCUGUGAGGAGCUGGAGACGGCGAGUUUGAGAGGGAACGUCAUGAACUGUCUGGAGGGCAACAGUACGUCUGUGUGUCAUUAUGCUCUGCUGAUGGACGACCCUCACACAAACGUGUCCUUUACCGGGACCGUCUCUUAUCAAACACAACCGGGACACACAAACACUCUCCCUUUCUCUGGGACACUGUCAACAGCAGACUUCAUCAGGCCUUUGGUCGUAACCACAGAGGAAUAUGGGAAACUCUGGCUGUCUCGGUCUCAUGACGUCAAACAGAAUCUGAAACUGCUCACAGAUGCCAGGGACCCACUCAGAACCACCCUGAACGCUCUCAAAGAUGCCCUACAGCUACAUGUAGUGGACAUCAUUGGCUCCGAGGGAAUCGUAGCGUGUCGGCUGCUCAGCGGCGCCCCCUGUCUUCUGCACUGCAGAGUGAACGGCGCUGCUCUGGCCAUGUGGCUGGGCUCUCCUCAUCCUGCUCUCCCAGACUGCCUCCUGUACCACUGUCAGAGAGCGCUCGCACAAACCCCCCGCUGAAACUUCCCAGGGAAGAUCCUUGACAAAAACAUUUCCAUGCAAUACCUGUGUAUUGCUUGUCUUAUGCCCUGACUAAUCAUUUUAAUGAUAUAUUUUUUUGUACACAGUUACGGAGCUGCUUGGUUUCACACUUA